CAGUCCUGUAGGUGGCGAUAUCCUCUGUAUGGCAGAUACUUCAAUUCAAACAAGAAGAAGCCGCGCGUGGUUUCCGGUUUGUUUUGUUUACGGUUGUCUCUAGGCGGCGGGACGCUUGAACAGAACAGACCCGGUGCUCGAGGUCAGCAGGAACAUGGCCCCCAAAAAGCAGAAGGAGAGUCAGCGGGUGAACAUCUCCAGCUCUCUGGAGUCGGAGGAGAUCAGUCUGGAGACCACAGUACCCACAGAGGACAUCUCCUCCUCUGACGAGAAGAGCAGCACUCACAAAGUCACCAAGCAGGUGCUGGAGAGGAAGGAGCUUCUGCACAACCUCCAGCUCCUGAAGAUCGAGCUGUCGCAGAAGAACCUCAUCAUCGACAACCUCAAAGUGGAACACCUGACCAAAAUAGAGGAACUGGAAGAGCAGCUGAAUGACGCACUGCAUCAGAAGCAGAUCUUUGCCCUUCGCCUGGACAGCCAGCUCAAAGUGCAGCAGGAUGAGAACAGGAAGCAGCAGGCUCUAAUGAAACAGGAAAUGGAUGCCAUUUUGGUGCGGCAGAAGCAGCUGGAGGACACCAACAGGCAGCUGUGCGAGCGGGCGGGUGACAUCCGACGCAGCCUGAGGGACAUCGAGCUGAGCGAGGAGAAGUAUCUGGAGCUGCGAGAUCUUCCUGAAGACAAGCUCUCCAUCCCUGAAUAUGUAGCGGUGCGCUUCUACGAGGUGGUUACUCCGUUAAGAGCCCUGGUGACUGAGCUACAAGUGAAGAAGAAUGACCUGAUGGACGACCUGGACAGCCAUCGCAAGCAAAUCAAAUCCCUCAUGGAGAGCUAUGAGGAUGAGAGAAGAGCGCGCUCAGAGCUGGAGAUCCGCUGCCAAAGACUGACGCUGGAAUUGGCCGACACCAAGCAGCUCAUCCAGGAGGGAGACUACAAACGUCAGAACUAUGACAAAGUGAAGCGAGAGAGAGAUGUUUACGAGGUCGAGGUCAGAGAGCUGAGGAAGAAGCAGGAGAUGACGGACCUAACUCAAACCGCCCUGACCAAGGAGAGGAACGAUCUCAGCAAAGAGAUGGCCACGCUGCAGCAGUCUGUCACCCUGCUUCAGAAGGAUAAGGAAUAUCUGAGCAGGCAGAACAUGGAGCUGAAUGUGCGCUGUGCUCAUGAAGAGGAUCGUCUGGAGAGGCUGCAGAUGCAGCUGGAGGACUGCAAGAAGGCCCGGGAGGAGGCGUAUGACAAAUACGUGGCUUCUAGGGAUCACUAUAAGACCGAGUACGAGAACAAACUGAGGGACGAGCUGGAGCACAUCCGAGUGAAGACCAGCCAGGAGAUCGAGAGCCUGCAGCGCACGUCCAAAGAGCUGUACGAGAGAGAGAACAGAAACCUGCGUGAGGCGCGGGACAACGCCGUCCUCGAGAAGGAGCGAGCUACCGGGGCCGAGAGAGAAGCUCAGGCCAGAUACGAUCAGCUGCUCGAGCAGUUCAGACAGCUGCAGGUGACCUCAGACAGCCGGGCAUCAGAACUGCACACCCAGAUGAAGCUGAAGGCUUUCGAGGCCGAGCGUGCUCAGAUGGUGCAGGAGGAGACGGCCAGGAGCCUCACUCUGUGCCAGAUAGAGUGUGAGAAACAGCAGAAGAAACUGGAGGUUCUGACCAAGGAGUUCUACACGCUGCAGUCCUCUUCAGAGAAACGCAUCAUCGAGCUGCAGUCCCAGAAUGCCGAGCAGCAGGUGAGGCUGGAGACCUACGAGAAGCUGGAGAAGGAGUUGGAUGACAUCACCAUGCAGGCUGCAGAGAUGGAAAACGAGGAGGAAGCCGAGAGGGUGCUGUUUUCGUACGGAUACGGAGCCAACGUGCCGACCACAGCCAAGAGGAGGCUGAAGCAGAGCGUUCAUCUGGCGAGAAGGGUCCUGCAGUUAGAGAAGCAAAACACUCUGCUAAGGAGAGACCUGGAGAGAAGCACCACCCACACAGGGCAGAUCUCACAAGAGCUGCAGGCAUCCAAUCAGCUUCUUCAGCAGGCUCAGCAGCCAUACAGUUACCUGAUAGAGACGGUUCGACAGCGGGACACGCAGAUCCAGUCACUAAAGGAGCGUCUCUCGCAGCUGGAAGAGGAAGUGAGCGCCCUGAAGAAAGAAAGAGCAUCUCUGCUGCAGGUGAAAAACAACAUGGCUGCCGAUCUGGAGCGGCUCCUGAGCCACCGAGAGGAGCUGUCUGCGAUGAAGCAGGUGCUGGUCAGCAUGCGCUCGCGCCACGACCCAGAGCCUGAGGUGGAGCUCCACAGCAGAGCAGCAGAGCCGAGACCCAGCAGAACAGCAGACCGGGAGCAGGACCAGUCCCGACCCAAACCUACAGUGUUUACCAAUAAAGACGUUCCUGAGUGGCCCAGAAAGCUCAAGGCGAAGUCCAAAUGACCUGACUUGUUUUACCAGAGGAACACUAACUACAAGUUUUAGUUACAGACUUUGUGUACAGUAUUAUUUUAAAUAAAAAAAAACAAACACAGAACACAUGUUUUU
Hemibagrus wyckioides is the source of this 2515-nucleotide messenger RNA. It is a transcript of the gene pibf1, whose product is annotated as progesterone immunomodulatory binding factor 1. The coding region runs from base 155 to 2410 and encodes 751 amino acids. The record is from RefSeq and is a predicted model, not a curated record. The transcript has 18 exons. Gene Ontology annotation, cellular component: centriolar satellite. Lineage: Eukaryota; Metazoa; Chordata; Actinopteri; Siluriformes; Bagridae. Gene Ontology annotation, biological process: cilium assembly.